Molecule: messenger RNA, 1781 nt
Organism: Betta splendens (Siamese fighting fish)
Lineage: Eukaryota; Metazoa; Chordata; Actinopteri; Anabantiformes; Osphronemidae
Gene: ppp2cab
Product: protein phosphatase 2 catalytic subunit alpha b
Exons: 7
Coding region: 171-1100 (309 amino acids)
Biological process (GO): mitotic cell cycle; peptidyl-serine dephosphorylation
Cellular component (GO): cytosol
Molecular function (GO): protein serine/threonine phosphatase activity
Source: RefSeq, a predicted model, not a curated record
UUCAGGCGCAUCGUAGCGGUCUGGCUGCCAGAGGUGCAUGCGUCGCAUUUAGCAGCUUUGGACGCUGUAGAAAAGACAAGACGACGCCGCGGGAACGUCUCCUAAACGAAUUUAAGGCCGGAUAGCGGAUCAGUAGACGAACUGCUGUGACCCAGAAAAACCGCGCAGAAAUGGACGAAAAGGUGUUUACGAAGGAGCUCGAUCAGUGGAUCGAGCAGCUGAACGAGUGUAAGCAGCUGUCGGAGGGACAGGUUAAAACACUUUGUGAAAAGGCAAAAGAAAUUCUGACCAAGGAGUCAAACGUCCAGGAGGUAAGAUGUCCGGUGACGGUGUGUGGCGACGUGCACGGACAGUUCCACGACCUCAUGGAGCUGUUCAAGAUCGGAGGCAAAUCUCCAGACACAAACUAUUUGUUCAUGGGAGAUUACGUGGACAGAGGGUACUAUUCUGUAGAAACCGUCACUUUACUGGUAGCACUUAAGGUUCGCUUCCGGGAGCGCAUCACAAUCCUCAGAGGGAACCACGAGAGCAGACAGAUCACACAAGUGUACGGCUUCUAUGACGAGUGCCUACGGAAAUACGGGAACGCCAACGUUUGGAAGUAUUUCACAGACCUGUUCGAUUACCUCCCUCUCACCGCCUUGGUAGACUCUCAGAUUUUCUGCCUUCAUGGAGGACUGUCACCAUCCAUAGACACAUUGGAUCACAUCAGAGCACUGGACCGUUUACAGGAAGUGCCACACGAGGGUCCCAUGUGUGACCUGCUGUGGUCGGACCCUGAUGACCGCGGCGGCUGGGGCAUCUCUCCUCGAGGAGCUGGCUACACCUUUGGGCAGGAUAUCUCUGAGACUUUCAAUCACGCCAACCGCCUCACGCUGGUGUCACGUGCCCAUCAGCUGGUUAUGGAGGGUUACAACUGGUGCCACGAGAGAAACGUGGUGACAAUAUUUAGUGCUCCCAACUACUGCUACCGCUGUGGAAACCAGGCAGCGAUCAUGGAGCUAGACGACACCCUCAAAUACUCGUUCUUGCAGUUUGAUCCUGCACCUCGUAGAGGCGAGCCUCAUGUCACUCGUCGCACCCCAGACUACUUCCUGUAAACUCUAACCUUUUAACCCUUGUACAGUCAAGUCCAGUAUUGCCAUGAUAUGACCUUCAACUGAUAGUGACAAAAAGUGGAGGGCGUGAGACCGGGGGGGCUACACAACAGUGCACAUUGAUUAUCUACACAAAGACCUAUUUAAGCAUUUAGCAAAAUCGAUGUCUGAGUGUCUAUGGAUGGACCAAAGGGUGUGUGCCAUAAUCAUCAAAAUAUUCACUGCAGAGGACUUGUACUAAUAAGAGUAAUGUUCUAAUUUCUCAUUCUGUAGCUGGACUUGUGGCACCAAAGUCCACGACAAAGAUUUGAUGCUUCAAAUGCGGCUGUUUAAACCCCACAGGCCAUGGCUUCUUAUAUUUAGGAGACCGAAAAUAUGAUCUGUUUGCACUUUUGUACAUCUAAAGAAAUGUAUCAUAUGUCAAAAGAUGAAAAUGAUUUCACACUACAGAUGUUUUUUUUCCUUUUUUAAAAAAUGAAUAAAGCCCAGGUAAGGCAAGUUUUAAACAAGGUUUCUUUAUCCCAUGCACCUUUUUAGAGACAACCCCUUCUUACGCAGUCCACCCAGCUUGGUGUAUAUGAUUGACAGAUGAUGGAGCAUUUAUCCACAUCAACUCACUGACUCCCUCUGAUAUACAGAGUCUGUAUUAACCAAGCCAUUUGAUUAAUAAAGACAAAGGCUCGA